CUCCCUCACCUCCGACAAAUCUACGCACGGUUUCGAACGGACGAGUCGGACGUUUUCAGAUCAGUUUCGGAACAGUAGUUGAAGUAGUAAGGUGGCCCCGUGAUUAGGCAGGUCACAGUUACUGCUAUCGUGCACUGAGAUAUUUGAACUUUUCCGAUCGCCGGUUUUUCCUAUGAAAACUUGUGUCCCGUACGAGUCUAGUGAAUUCAAACGGACCCAAUUCUGUGCUUUGCCAACCACCUGUGGAUUUACCGUGUCUAUGUGCCCGCAAGUUUUGGAUAACCACUGACCCGAACCGAUACAAUCUGAAAGGCUGAAAUAUGAAAUUAGUACCUGGGCCUCUGCCACCAAUACCCACUGGAACUACUAUGGAUCGUCUGCCACUGCCUAUGCCUUUCAGUCCAGAUCUGUUGUGGAGGUAUCCUUUAGGAUUUUCCUCAAUAGGCCAACAACCAUCCUCACCUCUCUUGGACUACAAAAGCCAACUGCCAUCAAGCUUAACAUCAGACCCAAGGUUGUGGUCGAGGGAAGACGUCAUAACUUUCUUGAGAUGGGCGGAAAGAGAAUACGAUAUCCAACCCAUAGAUAUGGAUAUGUUCCAAAUGAAUGGUAAAGCAAUGUGUCUCCUCACCAGGACAGAUUUGGGCGAAAGAGCGCCAGGCUCUGGAGACGUUUUAUACAACGUUCUUCAAAUUCUUGUUCGCGAGGCGAAUGCCUUCCAACGGAUGUUACCAUCGAGUCCAGUGACACCAACAUCACGACACCCGUACCCAAUUUCUCCCCACUCGCACCCCCCAACCCCCACCUGGAACGUCCUCGCUCAAAACAAUGGAGAAUCCUUCCAGAGCUCCCACACUGCUAACCUUGCAGCACAACUCUUGGCCCACAGUAAUUCGGUAACUCUGAGUCCAGCACCCUCUAUGGACAGCCAAAACAGUAGCCCUCAACACUCGGACCAUCAAACCUACAGCCACAACGCAUUCAGUACAACUGGUAGUAAUGGCAGCAAUCCUUCCGAUUCAGACGAAGAAGAGAAGAAAUGGAGUCAGACAAGUCCUCCUAACACUCCAACAUUCACCUUCAAUACACACUCAGUACAAACAGGUCCACCAAGGAGCCCCAAGGAACCAAAUUUCAGUCCAGACUCUUAUGUUCGGAGUUUCGGAAGAGAUUUCUUCCCCAAUGAUUCGCCAGAACCAAACACGAAUGGAAGAUUGUUGUGGGACUUCCUUCAGCAAUUGCUGAACGAUCCGGCUCAAAGAUACACAAAUCACAUCGCGUGGAAGAACAGGGAAACAGGUGUUUUUAAAAUAGUAGAUCCAGCUGGACUUGCAAAACUCUGGGGAAUUCAAAAAAAUCACCUUUCUAUGAAUUACGACAAGAUGUCUAGAGCUUUGAGAUACUACUACAGGGUGAACAUCUUGAGGAAAGUUCAAGGCGAGAGACAUUGUUACCAGUUCCUGAGGAAUCCCACAGAACUCAAAAACAUAAAAAACAUUUCUUUACUUAGACAACAAAUGACGAUAUCGCCUACAAAUAAAAGUUCUUCAAGUCAAGCAACGCCUCCCCAGAUGGUGCCGCAGAUAAACGUCAAACCUGAACCAACAGAAACGCAGGAAAGUGCCCGAAUGGAAUAUGACGAUAAGCCUACCGAUCUUAGUAUGGACAAAAGCCCCACCGAUUUGAGUAGUAAUAGACAUGUGAAUAUAGUUUGUUCGCCUGAUCCCCCAAUACAGGCAAACUAGCAGCAAAUGAUACGUGAUUAUGUGCAUUAUAAAACUUUAAGUGCCAAUGCAAUAGACCUUAACAAAUGUGCAAAUAGUGAUAGUUUUUGUAAAUAGUGUUUAUUAUACAGAGAUUUUUAUAAAAUUGUGCAUAGGAUAGUAUAGAUUGCAUAUUUUUAUAAGAAUUUUAAAUAAUGUGCCAAAAUGUCGCCCCUGCAAAGAACUAAUUAUUCCUCAAAUUAUUUCAAUUCAGAUAUCAAAUUAAGAAUCAAAAUGGUUUUUGAACAUAAAAAGUUUUAUCAUUGUGGGGUCUGAUGUAGACAUAAUCAUUUGGACACAAAUGGUAGCGUUGACUGCCAAAGGCAGCUUUAAUUUCCCCAUUAUGGAGAAAAUGUCACAAUUGUGAUAGUUUCAUUAAUGACAAUAAAAAAUUAUCGAAUUUUGCAAAGGAAUUGAAAUGUACAAAAAGAUGGGACUGGAAAAACAUUUUCGAUUGAUUUGGUUGAGAGAAAACACAAAACAUUCCACUAGAAAAAACUUGUCUCACAUUUUUGGAAAUAUAUUUUCAAAUAUAAAGGCUGAAUUCCCAGCUCAGUUUCUGUGAUCUCUGAAUGAAUAUUUGACUCAACAUGUGUGAUUUUUCUAAUUAAAGAUGCAGUAUAUAUCUAUUAUAUAUAUUGAAUAUUCAUAUAAAUUUUGUAUAUAGAAGAAAACUAAAUUCAAACAUUUCAAAAUUAGAAAAUUUAUAGGGUUGAGAGCUUUAGAAUGUGUUUUCAUUUUGUCAGUUGGUAUUUUGUUCCAUUAUGUUUAUUUUUGUAAAUAGAACUGUGGAAAUAUGCAAUAAUUUAAGUCUUUAACUCAUACAUACUUGUAAAUUGUUUUUUAUAAAAAAUAUUAUGUUGUUAAAGAUGGAAAAACUGAAAUAGAAUACCAUCAGAAUUCUA
Molecule: messenger RNA, 2668 nt
Organism: Coccinella septempunctata (seven-spotted ladybird)
Lineage: Eukaryota; Metazoa; Arthropoda; Insecta; Coleoptera; Coccinellidae
Product: ets DNA-binding protein pokkuri
Exons: 6
Coding region: 321-1745 (474 amino acids)
Biological process (GO): cell differentiation; regulation of transcription by RNA polymerase II
Cellular component (GO): nucleus
Molecular function (GO): sequence-specific DNA binding; DNA-binding transcription factor activity, RNA polymerase II-specific
Source: RefSeq, a predicted model, not a curated record